Molecule: messenger RNA, 1131 nt
Organism: Metarhizium acridum CQMa 102
Lineage: Eukaryota; Fungi; Ascomycota; Sordariomycetes; Hypocreales; Clavicipitaceae
Source: RefSeq, a predicted model, not a curated record
AUGGUAACAGCAUCAUCACUACUUUCACCCAGCCUCAGAAUCGCGUACCCCUGUAUGGCCCGGUUUCCAUCACUCUUGCUCAACUGUGGCGGAGUCCUCUAUCCAAGGGCCAUGUCGUCCAACGCCCGCACUUUCCCAGCAGUGGGCUUCGAAAAGCUCCCCUUGCACAUGAAAAUAGAGGAGGAAACGGUCCCAGACUACAAAGCCGAGCGAUUCUACCCUGUCGUCUUGGGGGAAAUAUUUAAUUCUAGGUACCGGAUCGUUGCAAAACUUGGAUUUGGCACGGCAUCUACUGUUUGGCUUUGUCGUGAUCUCCGAAAUUUAUUAACUCUAAAGGUCUGUACAACUCAGAAAUCAGCAAACGUGAACAAUGAAUUAGCCGUCUCCCGGCAUCUUAGAUCAGUUGAGGGAGAACAUCCGGGUAGAGGAAUACUUCGCCUAACGCUAGACGACUUCCAAGUGGCCGGUCCUCACGGUCUAGAUUUCUUGCAUCAGGCAAACGUGGUUCAUACAGGAAGUCCGGAUGCAUCUAUUUUUCAAAAAAUUGAGCAAACCGAGCUAGAACACCCUUCCGCCCGAAAGGCUCUUUCAGAUCGCACAAUUUACGUUUCACAACCUAUGCCAAUUACCGCUGGCCUACCAACCCUGUGCGACUUUGGUGCGGCGAGGAUAGGGGAGACUCACUUUGGCGAUGUAAUGCCAGGUGUCUACCGAGCGCCAGAGGUAAUCAUGGGAAUGGAAUGGGGCUCAAAGAUAGAUAUAUGGUCGAUUGGAGUAAUGAUAUGGGACCUCUUCGAAGGUGGUCGUUUAUUCCAUGCUAUGAAAGAUGGCGUCCUUAAUGAUGAGCAGCACUUGGCUGAAAUGGUAUCUCUAAUGGGACCACCGCCACAAUGCUUUUUAGAAAAGAGUGAAAAAUGCCAGCAGUACUGGGAUGCUGAAGGCAAUUGGAUUGCGUCAACUCCGAUUCCACUUCAAUCUUUCGAGAGCCGUGAAUGUCGGCUAGAAGGCAAAGACAAGGAGCAGCUACUUUGUCUUAUUCGAACAAUACUGUGUUGGCUCCCCGAAGAAAGACCUUCGGCUCAAGAUCUCAUUGAAAACGAGUUUCUAAUGCAACAUACACUUGAAGACUAG